Oikopleura dioica is the source of this 531-nucleotide messenger RNA. The record is from the annotation of a GenBank genome assembly. NCBI's taxonomy places the organism in Eukaryota, Metazoa, Chordata, Appendicularia, Copelata, Oikopleuridae.
AUGGUGAUAUAUAAUAUCGAUCCCAAAAAAAAGAAGCCGAGCAAUAACGUUCUGAGCAAACUUAUUGGAAAGCCGAUUUCAAAUUGCGAUACAAUCACUUUUCCUGACGACGAUGACGACAUCAACUUCUUGAACUCGGACGACGAAAAGGACAUUGGCAUCGGAAGCGAAGUCGUCAUUGAUCAAGAAAUAAACAUGUUGGAAGCGGUUGGCACGGCGUCCCCGGAUCAUUCGCAGGACGAAUUCGACGGAAACUUUAGCGAUUCGAACAAUCAAUUAUUCAGCGAAGUUACUGAAAGCACUCAGCCGAGAGAGGUGUCGAUCAAAAAUGAGCAUUUGGACGACGAUGACACUGGCAACGAAUCUACAGACACUCUGACAGCUUCGGAAUGCGAAGACGAGCCCGGAGCGAAUCCGAUCAAGACAACUUCUCCAAGUCGAUUUCCUGCGGGAGGAUUCAUUAAACAAGCGCAGCAGCUUUCUGAAGCGAAUAGAAAAUACCAUCUUACAGUUACGGGAAUCGAUAAUUGA